AGGUGCGGCACGCGUGUUGGCCGCAGCCAGCCUCUUGCAGCGAGAGCGGCGGCGGCGGCGGCGCCGUGCAAGUGGCUGGCUCCUUAGCGCCGGGCAAAGCGGGCUGAGCUUCCGAAUCCCCUGGUAGGCGGAGGAAGGAUCCGGCCGGGCGAUUCCGAUCUCGGAAGCCCUUUCGGGAACUCUCACUGGCUUUCGAUGGCGCUGAGCGGACCGAGGAGCACGUAGCUGGGCUGAAGAAGAUUCACAGCAGCAGUCAAGCUUUCCACUUCCCAGAUGAGCCAAGCGUGAUUCCAGCUUCAUUCUAUCUUCUUGUAGACGACAUGAAUUAUUCGCUGUUCCUGUAAUCACCACUGUGGUUCCAUCAGUGCCUGUACUGCAGAUAAUUUGACAGCUACUAAUGGCUAUCUUUAUCAGAAGGGCAUGCCCCAAACGCUGAGCUCUGCCAGCAUGUUUACUUCCUGUGGCUUCAGCCCUCAUCACCUCCACCCCUCCAAAGAAGAUGAUGAAGGAGGACUGAUCUUUCAAGAUGGAAACCUUACCUCAGCAUCUCUUGAUGCUUUAAUUCAACACCUUAUACCUACAGCUGACUACUACCCUGAGAAGGCCUAUAUCUUCACAUUCCUGCUGAGCUCAAGACUGUUCAUUGAACCACAUGAACUUCUGUCCCGUGUUUGUCACAAGUGCAUCGAGCAGCAGCAACUGGAUGACCCAGUGCUGGAUAAGGCACGGAUCAGAAAAUUUGGGCCCAAAAUUUUACAGUUGUUAACAGAAUGGACGGAAACAUUUCCUUAUGAUUUUCAGGAAGAAAAGAUGAUUGGAUGUUUGAAAGAUAUCAUCCACCGGAUAGCUCCAUGUGAUGAGGCUUAUUGGAAAAAAAUGAACCAGCUUCUACAAACCUUGAAUCAGAAGCUUGCAAGUCUUAACCAUGGCCAGGAAGGGAUAGUCAAGAUCAGUGCAGCUAUUUCAGAUAAAGUGGUAGCUUUUAAAAGUAAACCUCCCUCCAUCCAAAGAGAAAUGUUGAAUGUCUGCAGUGAUCCAUAUACUUUGGCCCAACAGCUAACUCAUGUAGAACUGGAAAGACUGAGUCAUAUUGGUCCUGAAGAAUUUGUUCAAGCAUUUGGCCAUAAAGAUCCCUUGGACAGCACAAAGCCUUGUUUCAGUGAACAGAAGAAGACUAGUAAUCUUGAGGCUUAUGUGAAAUGGUUCAAUAGACUCUGCUAUCUUGUAGCCACAGAAAUUUGUAUGCCUGCCAAAAAGAAGCAGAGGGCACAAGUCAUUGAAUUCUUCAUUGAUGUCGCCCGGGAGUGCUUUAACAUAGGGAACUUUAAUUCACUGAUGGCAAUCAUCUCUGGAAUGAACAUGAGUCCAGUAUCUAGGCUAAAGAAGACCUGGUCAAAAGUGAAAACAGCCAAGUUUUUUAUUCUUGAGCACCAGAUGGAUCCUACUGGCAAUUUUUACAACUACAGGACUGCCUUAAGGGGAGCUGCUCAUCGGUCCCUAACAGCACACAGCAACAGGGAAAAGAUUGUGAUCCCCUUCUUCAGCCUACUGAUCAAAGAUAUUUACUUUUUGAAUGAGGGAUGUGCAAACCGCCUUCCAAAUGGGCAUGUCAACUUUGAAAAAUUCUUGGAACUGGCAAAACAAGUAGGAGAAUUCAUAACAUGGAAACAAGUUGAAUGUCCAUUCGAACGGGAUGAUAAUAUAAUCCACUAUUUACAUACUGCCCCUAUCUUUACCGAAGAUGGUUUGUAUUUGGCUUCCUAUGAAAGUGAAAGUCCAGAAAACCAAACAGAAAAAGAAAGAUGGAAAAACCUAAGGUCAACUAUCUUAGGAAAGACUUGAAGACAAUAAUCUAUAAAUAUACUAGAAGAAACGAACUCAGCAGAACUACUUGCACUAUGGAUUCCAAAGAUGCCUAUUUGGGAUUUAGAAAUUUAUUCUUUAUUUUUGUGUGCGUUGGGGGGCUCCUUAAUGCGAUUAACUGGAUUCAUCAGAAAGACUCAAGUGAGUAGUCUUUUUACUGCACAGUGUUGUUACAGCCAGUAACCCUACAGUGAAAAGCCAGUAGAGAUUUUAUCUUGGCUUUAUCAGAACCAAGUCCUUAUUGCUAUUUAAACUUGACUUUCUAAAAGAAAAAGCAAGAAAAGUCAUGGUGCUGCAAUCCAAAACAGUCUCCACGGAAGAGUACAGGGUUUGUAUCUCAGAAGCAGGGUGUAUCUGACAAUGACUCAAAGAGAACUGUGAAAAGUAGAUGUUGCCAAUUACGUUAUGCUACUACAUAGAGAAGGACUAUUUUUCCUCCUCAAUCCUCAGCCUUAGUGAAGAAUAUUCCAACAUCAGGAAAUAAAAGACUAAUAGAAAACCAUAUUAAAAUGAAUAACCCACAUCUGCUACUUUUUUUAAUACUGAAAGAUUCGAGCUGUGAAAAUUUGUUAUGUCUCCUUCAGUUUGGAGUCCAAAUCAUCUUUGAUCUUCACAGUGAACUCCUAAGCUCUUCAGAUGACUUCUCGUGUGACCCUUUGAUAGAAAGCAUGUAGCAUAUUCUCUAGUUCUGUUGGCUGUUGAGAGACAGUCUUUAAAGAAUCUUGCAUCAUUAACAGAAAGGAAAUCUGUUAAGGAAUGCAAACAGUUGCUUUCACCUACUUAUUUUCUCUUUAUCAGAGAAAAGAAAUAUUUUGGAAAAGAUAAUCAUGUGAUGGUAGGGCUCUUAUUUCUAGUGUGUCUUACAGUCUAUGAAUUGUUGCACUGAAAUUAUCAAUACUAUGUUCCUAAGAUGGGUCCCUUAUUUUAUGGUUCCUCUGUGUAGGCGAUGGAUAGCUGCCUCCCAGCUAUGGCAUUCUUUCUCGAAUUCCUGACUUCGAGAUGCGUUAGGGCUACAGAUUUAGGAGCUACAGGGAAAGUUGAGUAAUGGGAAGCGAACAAUCAGGCAUUAAUAUGUGUGCCAUAAUGCUUAGUGGGAGGGCAAGCAAUGGUUGCAAAUUAUACUCAAAUAGCCUUUUUAUAAGUAAUGGAAGUAAAACAAAUCCAUAGCUUACUGUAUAGAAUUGCAGUAAAGUGCAAACCUUCAUUUUAAUAACAGGGACGUUUUCAUAAUAAAAUUGUAUCAGAAAGACUCAUAAUUCAGAUUCGGACAUUGUCCGAAGUGCAAGUAAUAACCAGCACAGUGUGGGCUUGGCUUGAGAAUUACAGGUAUCUGAUGCCACAUAUAUAGAUGAGAUUCGUGCCAAUGUACAUAUUUUAUGCAUCAGUUAAAUGCAUUCCAUGAUUCAUCCAGUUCCAACAUAGAACACUUGCACAGUGGAAUUUAGAGAGUUAAUUCUUGCCUUCCAUCAUAUGCAAGAAUUUAGCAUGCUGGUCAAAGACACAACUGGCAUUACAUGAACAGUAAAGCAGUCAUUAGGCACUGGAUAGAUUUGAAUCUUAAUUUAGAUAGGCUUUUGCUUCUGAAUAUGUCUACAAUGAAAUUCUAUGAUAUUCCUUCUCACAAGGAGCCUUUUUGUUUCUUUGAGUAAAGCAAUCUUAGCUUCUGGAAUAUAAAUUAAGUUAUUUAUCUGCACAAGCCUUCUUGACAACCUAUUUCUUUCCAUCACAUCUAUUCCACUGUGUGCCGAUAUCUAAUGCUGGCACAAAAGUGCUUCAUGCCAGUCUAAUGAAUGAUUUUUCAAAAAAAUAUAUGUUGAUCUGACUACCUAUCUGGACGUGAGUUAGGUAUUUGUGGCCUAUGACAGAUUAAGAAAGAAUUUUGUGCAUGCGCACAUUUUCCUCAGGCAACCAAUCAGUGAAUAUAUAUAUAUAUAGUUACUGUGUAUGAUCAAUUCUGAACUUGUGUCAAAUUCAACACUUUCUGCACCAACUAUGUCACAAUGUAGUAGCUAUUUCAUGUAGCUAUUGCAAGAGACCUACAGUAUUUGAAUUAUCUAGAUCAUGGGUGUCAAUGGAUCAUGGAUGUUGCCAUCACAUGAUGUUUUGCGAUGUUUUUCCAAUUUGCUGAGCUGGGGUGGGCAUAGCCUGCAUAUGACGCAUCUGGCCCAUGGACCACCAGUUUGACUCCCCUGAUCUAGAUGUAUUCAGACUGUUUCAGUGACAAUCUCAGCAUCUGAAUAAGAAGCAAGAUAAAUUUCUUCCUCUAUUUGUUAGCUCUUUUCUAUAGAAAAUUUUGAAAAAUGGAGGAAUGCCACAAAAAUAUAGUGAGGUAGAUGUCUCAGAUUUUAAACAGGAAAAAAAGAAAAUCCAAGCUGUAAGAAUGGUCAGCGAUGGAACUAGAAAAGAUAGGAAAACAAGUUAGAAAUAUGUCUAAAAAUACUGUAUGUAGAAAGGAACAUAGGUCAAAAAUAAAUCCAGAAUAGUUUCUUUUGGAUUGGGUUACUGGCUUGAAUAGAUAUUGAAAAAAGAGCAAGAAAUAAUAUAUCUUGAUUUCAGCAAAGAAUCUGAUAAAGUUCUUCAUAUUUUGUAGCAAAAUAUCCUAAUUGAGUAUUUGCUGGCGAUGACAUUCAUAGAUGAAUUCACAGUUGUAAAAUCAUUGAGUUCUUAUCAAUUCUUCAUUAAAUCAAGGAAACUUGUGAGUGAGGUGCCAUACUAGAAGGGGAGUAUACUUUAACCAUUGAUCCAUCUCUUAGAUGCAGAGAAAUCUUAUUUCCAGAUGAUCCAUAAUAUAAAUAACUGUUACCGCAUAGCAGUAACCCAUUCAAAAUGCCAUUGAUGUAAUGGAAGGCUGAGUAAUAGCAUAUAAAUUGCAGCACAGCACAAUGCAAAUGUCUGCCUUCAGGUGUGCUCAAACUCAGAACACUAAUGUAUGGUAGACAACAUCUAGUUUAGCAGUGGUACAUGAGGUUUUCAGAUUAUAACAAAUGUGAAAAAGCUACAAAACAGUUACAUGAACAUUAAUAGAACCAUAAUGUUUAGUGAGAAGAAUAAAUAUUUCCUUAUUUGGGACUAAUCAGAUUUGUCUGGUACUGUAUAUAUUUCUGAAUAAGAAUUAAGAAAAAUGAGACAAACAUGAGAAAGAUAGGAUGGGUAUUUUCCAAAUACCAGACGUAGAAAACAAGCCAAUGCUGCUUCGCUUUUGCUCCAGAAGACAGGAUUAAUCUAAUGGGCUUAAGUUAGGGAAGAUGAAUGUUGACUGAAUGGUAGGAAGAAGAUAAAAGAGCCAUUUUAUAAUAGUUUAAUGAUAAUUCACUGUUCUGCAUGAGAAAAUUUGCAAAGCAAAUUGUAACUUAGAAGUGCAAAAUGCCUAAUUAAACCCCAAAACAAUGAUAAUACCAAUCUUAAAAACAUAAUAAACAUAACAAAAAAGCUGGAGGGGGCAGCAAUAUUCUGGCUUCCUUUGAACUAAGACCAGAAGCCCAUCUGGAAGAUAUUCUCAUGCAGGAUUUCCUGCAUUUACAAAGGGUUGAAUUGUUGAAUAUCCCACAGUUGAUACUAAUGGGAUUAUCCCAUUAAUAAUAAUCUAUUAAAAGAUGACUUAGACUUAACAGACCAAGUAUUUAAAAUUUAAAAUAGUGAUGUUUUCUUUUGCUGAAGAGAGCACAGCUUUUUCUCCUUAAAUGCUACUAAAUAAAUCCAAGGAUUACACUAAUUCACCUUUGUCUGAAAGUAACUCUAGCUGUAGCCAGAUUUUAACAAUUGACGUAUUUGACUUUCUGAGAUCAUGGUGAUCAAAUGUAUUUCUACUUAUUUAAAUAAGAGUGAUAAAAUAAUAUAUGUAUUUUAAAAUGCCGAGAUUGAUUUCUCAUAGCAGCUAGUAUCGGUUGCAAAUAUUUCAUUAUUUGUAUUUGCAAACAGUGCUUUGGCUAUGUGUAAAAAACAAAGCAAAUCUGUAUUUCAGGUACAUAAUAUGAAUAUAUUGUACACAUUCUUUCAGAAAGCAUAAAACACAAUUUAUUGAAUUAAUAGUACAUACUAGGUUUCACAGGAGGAAAAUAUUCCAAAUAAUUCACCUAGAUUUCAUCAGAAACUAUUAUAAAUGGAUUCAGCUCUGCAUAUUGAAAAUUGCUAAGCUUAUGAAAGAAUCCUCAAUCUUCUGCCGAAACUGAGCCUCUGGUCUGACCUUAUACAAUGAGCAAGGCAGUCCUUUUAUACCGAGUUAUGGACAUACUGAAUGCAUUUUUUUAAAAAAGGCAGCCUGCCUAAGAUUGGAAAUGCAAUUUGUUAUUCAUUUAAUAGAAAAAUACAGUAUUUCUUUCAGCUGUAAUUCUGGGAUCAUAUUCACAUCAUUACAUAAAGUAGAACCUUGAGAUGAAUGUAAUUACUUCAAUUCCAUUUAAAACCUUUCAGAAUGAGAUGAUCAAAAACCUAAGCAACAGUCAAAUACAUUGGGAUCAGUGCUGCUGUCACUAAAAGUAUAGUAAGAAUCAAUUAUGCAAUGAAUAAUUUUCAUGAACCACUAUGGAAUGGGAACAAUCUGCUUCUCAAACAGGUGAGGAAUGAACUGCACGAUCAAAACAAAACUUUCAUUGAUCUAACUAUUAUUAUAGUAGCUAAUUUUAAUAACUAGCAGCAGUCACUAAAAUGUGACUGUAAAUGUGGCUCCAGUGUAAAAUGCCUGAUAUUUUUAGAUUUAAAACUUGAUGUGAUCCAGUUUUCAUUUAAUAAAAUAAUUACUGAAGCCCACCUACAAUAACCAUACAGCAUGUUGUAUCUGUAAAUACCAAACCGUAAUUGGUGCUAUGGAAAUGCCUGGCACUCAUUAUCUCCUACCCUGCUUAAAAAGUUAGUUACUUGUCCUAUUCAAUUCUCCUUGAAUGAAAAUCCUAUGAAGGAAGAGGGAUGAAUGAUAUACAGGUAGUCCGUGACUUAUAACCAUUUGUUUAGUGACUGUUUGAAGUUACAAGGCACUGAAAAAAGUGAUUUAUGACCAGUUUUCACACCUGUGACCAUUGCAGCAUCCUCAUGGUCACGUGAUCAAAAUUCAGGCGCUUGACAACUAUUUGUGACAGUUCCAGGGUCAUGUGAUCACCACUUGUAAGCUUUCCAACUGGCUUCCGACAAGCAAAGUCAAUGGGGAAAGCCAGAUUCACUUAACAAACUCAUGAUUCACUUAACAACUGCAGCAAUUUGCUUAACAGCUGGCAAAAAGGGUGUAAAAUGGGGGCACAAUUCACUUAACAACUGUCUUGCUUGGCAGUGGAAAUGUUGGGCUGGAUUAUGGUUGUAAGUAGAGAGGACUACCUGUAGCUCUGCCAGGCUGACUUCCUUUGCCAGGCUCAUAGCUUUCCAUAUGUUACAUACAAUGGUUUGCAAAGCAGAGCUUCCCAAACCCUGCAGGAUUCUCAACAAGAGAAUCCCACGUGUCAUAUAUGAAAGAAAAACUGCAUUAUCUUAAAUGGUAAAUCUUAUUUUGAGUCAUCCUACAUUCCUAGGGACAUUAUGGACACAUUGGGCUUGUAUUUUGAAUUCAGCAGCGGAAAUCAACAUGUAACAUAUUACCUACAGCAGUAUGAGAUCAAUUUGGUACUGAUAAUACUAGUGGUAGACCAAAGCAGGAGGAAAAAUAAAUUAUUUUAUACUGAACUUAGCAACACCGGUUAAACAUUUCAAGGGUUAUAUCAUUUUGGCAAGAGUCUUAAAAGUUGCUUAACAGUGCUUUUCUUUUUUUAUUGUUAAAAUGCCUUUUAAAAACAAAACUGUUUAGCAAUGUUUAGAUACAUGCAUGUUACAAGAAACUGCUAUUGAAAAAUCAAGGUCUCAUGAACAGAUGUAAGCACCAUUAUCAAUUAAUCAAUGGAACUAUAGACCUCUCUCUCUCUAUAUAUAUAUAUAUAGCCCUCAAAUGGAAAUUGUGUCACAAAGACCUUUAUAAAACAAGACAACACUAUGCCAAACAGUAUUAUCCAUAUUCCAAACUACAACCUGUUUCCAAACUGUGUUAAGUCCAAAUAAUGUGGAGCAUUCCCCCAUUCCAACCAAGCUUUGUAAUUUGUAAAAAGCAGCUCUUCCUACUGUGACUUAAGAUUUCAAGUCAAACUGGAAUGUAUGUAUCACUGAGAGCAUAGAAUUGCUAUUACUGAUCUCAAUUCUUACUCUUAUUUGGUCACUCUGGCAAUCAAAUGUUAAGGUUACUUGAAAAUAAAGAGCAUUAUGGCUUUGUGAUGUUACCUAUCUUUAUAAAAUGAUAAUGGUGAUGUGCUUGCCACACCUUUCAUUAAUAUUUCAAAACAAUGUGGUCAUAAGUAAAUGAUAGCUGUUAGUGAUGAAAAAUCUCAUUAUUCAUGUUUUAUGUUAUCAAACCCUUCAGUCAGUCAUAAAAGCUAAUUUACCUAUGUACAGAAUUUAUACAACAAAUUUAAUUUAUACUGUGUUUUAACAGUGUGCCUGAACUGUUUAUGGUUUCUAAAUUUUGUAAUGUGAGUGUAAAAUUAAGAAUAUUGAUAUGGGGUUAGCCCAGAUUUGGAAUGUUUUUAAUAUGUAUAUAUCCAUUGUGUGAAGGGUUUUAGAUAUAUUGUAUACUUACGGUGACCAUACUUUUUUGGAAAAAAAUAAAGAACAAACCUGAAAAAGGA
Messenger RNA from Pantherophis guttatus, 8498 nucleotides. Lineage: Eukaryota; Metazoa; Chordata; Lepidosauria; Squamata; Colubridae. The record is from RefSeq and is a predicted model, not a curated record.